UUCAAUAUGGCGUCGCCGAACUUUUCUUUUCAUCCAGGUUUUCCUCAGCCAUUGUGGACAAAUGGACCCACUCCUGGUGCACAUUAUAACUUUCCUGGUGGAAAAAGUAAMGCUGAGACAGGRCCAGCUAARAGAACUCUCUAUCCUACAACUACAGGAACCUCAGUUCUUGGUAUAAAGUUUAAUGGUGGUGUAGUAAUGGCUGCUGACACAUUAGGUUCCUAUGGCUCACUGGCUCGAUAUCGUGCUGUCUCGCGUCUCAUGAAAGUCAAUGACAAUACUGUUAUUGGGGCUUCUGGUGACUACGCAGAUUUCCAGUACCUCCAAGCUGUGCUUGAACAAAAAAUUAUUGAUGAUGCUUGUCUUGACGAUGGACAUGGUUACACUCCACAAUCAAUCUUUUCCUGGCUGACGAGAAUCAUGUAUUACAGGAGAACUAGGUUCAACCCUCUCUGGAACCAAGUUAUAGUAGGUGGUUUCUACAAGGGAGAAAGUUUUCUUGGCUUUGUGGACAAGAUAGGAAUUGCAUAUCAGUCUGACACAGUUGCUAGUGGAUUUGGGGCUUAUUUGGCACAACCUAUCCUACGUGAUGCUUUUGAAAAAAAUCCAAACAUGACUCAAGAGCAAGCCAAAAAUGUUGUUAUUAAAUGCUUAAAAGUUUUGUUCUAUAGAGAUGCCAGGUCACUSAACAAGUUUGAAAUUGCUGUAAUCACCAAAGAUGGUACUAUGAUUGAUGAACCAAAGUCAGCWGACACUAACUGGAGUAUAGCACCCAUGGUUAAGUGA
Molecule: messenger RNA, 786 nt
Organism: Exaiptasia diaphana
Lineage: Eukaryota; Metazoa; Cnidaria; Anthozoa; Actiniaria; Aiptasiidae
Product: proteasome subunit beta type-4
Exons: 8
Coding region: 7-786 (259 amino acids)
Cellular component (GO): proteasome core complex
Source: RefSeq, a predicted model, not a curated record